Messenger RNA from Triticum dicoccoides, 3610 nucleotides. RefSeq lists its product as uncharacterized. Gene Ontology annotation, biological process: protein phosphorylation. Gene Ontology annotation, molecular function: carbohydrate binding; ATP binding; protein kinase activity. Lineage: Eukaryota; Viridiplantae; Streptophyta; Magnoliopsida; Poales; Poaceae. Bases 869 to 3337 code for a protein of 822 amino acids. The transcript is spliced from 19 exons. The record is from RefSeq and is a predicted model, not a curated record.
UUGACACUUGGUGGGUAACCUAGGUCAUAUCCGGAUUCAUCUCUAGUCGGGUGCUCAGCUCAGCUAUGCGGAGGUCGAGGGUUUCUCAGCAAGAUUGGACUCCGUCCUCCUCCGCCCUCCCCAGAACAAUGGUUGAGGCUGCACUUGUUGACCAAAAGAUUGAAGGUGAUAUCAUUGACCAAAAGAUCGAAGGUGAUACCAGGGGCAUAAACUUGGCAGUAACAGGGAUAUCGAGGCCCAUGGGGAGUUUGCGAUUACUUAACUGAUGGCAUCCUUAGUACGAUUGAUCUUGGAGAAGCAGAGUUUCUGACGGGGAUUUCCGGAACAAUUAAUUCUUCUAACCAAUAUGCAAGCAAAAUUAUAAAUUCACUUACGCUUAUCACCAAUGUCCGUAAUUAUGGACCUUUUGGAGGAGUAGGAGGAACUCAUUUUUGUAGUCCGCUCAUGGGCAACGCUAGUAUUGUUGGCUUCUUUGGCCGUUCUGGACAUGUUGUUGAUGCAAUCGGCCUCUAUGUGAACCUUGCGAGAGGACCAAUGGAGAAACAGGAUUUGAUUACCAAGGUUGGUCUAUGGGGAGGUAAUUCAGGGCAGGCGCAUGACUUGGACGUGGUACCACGACGUUUGAUAAGCGUGGUAGUUCGUAGUGGCGAGGUAAUUGAUUCACUCAAGUUUACGUACAGCGACUGCGAUGGACAUCAGCACACUGCUGGUCCGUGGGGAGGAUCGGAUGCAUCUCAGAGUAUGAACAAUCAUAUGAUUCUGCUUGGCCGUUCAGAGGUAGUGAAGGAAGUUUCUGGAACAAUUGGUCCGAAUUCCUCUGUUCCAGAUUUUGUAUCGUCACUUUUGCUCGCCACCAAUACUUCGAGCCAUGGACCUUUUUGGAGAAGGGAGGGGGAUUCCUUUCCGCAUUCCGGUGCAGGAUAAUGAUAGCAUCGUUGGCUUUUUUGCCCAGGCUGAGAAGCAUAUUAACGCAAUUGGUUUCUAUCUCGAAUCAAUGGAAAUCAAGGACAAUGAUGGACCUCCAUGUGCCAACACAAAGUUAGAAGGUGAUAUAAAGGAGCCAUAUAUGACAUGUAUUACGAAGAUUGGGCCGUGGGGAGCUAAUAAUCACAACUAUAAGGACAUCGAGGUGGCACCUCUAUGUUUGAACAGCAUCACAAUCCGUAGUGGAGACGUUGUAUUUUCACUUGCCUUUUCGUACAGUGACAACAACGGCAAGCAGCACCAUGCAGGUCCAUGGGGAGCUUCGGCAGGCUUUUCUUAUGGGAGCUUUGAUACAAUUCUGUUAGGACCCUCUGAGUUUCUGGCCGAAGUUUCUGGAACAACUGGUUCCUCUACGCAAUAUUCUUCUGACGUUGUAACAUCCGUUAUGUUUAUUACCAAUGCUCGUCGGUAUGGACCUUUUGGAGGAGGAGGAGGAAUUCCUUUUCACAGUCCAGUGCUAAGCAAUGGCAGCAUCGUUAGCUUCUUCGCUAAUACUGGGAGGGUGGUCGACGCAAUUGGUGUAUAUGUGAAGCCAAAUGACAGGGGAUCAACGAAAGAACAGGACCCGGUUACAAAAAAUGGGCCAUGGGGUGGUGGUUCAGGGAGGCCUAGUGACGUGGAUGUGUUGCCACGACGUCUGAUAAGCGUGGUCAUUCAUAGCGGUAGGGUAAUCAAUUCACUUACGUUUACAUAUAGUGAUUGCGAUGGUCAACAACACUCCGGUGGUCCAUGGGGAGGGACGGCUAAUCCUCUAGAAGGGAGCUCUCACACGAUUCUCCUUGGCCAGUCAGAUUUCUUGAUGGAAGUUUCUGGAACAGUAGGCUGGAACUCGGAAAACUCAGAUGUUGUAACAUCACUUUACUUUGUCACCAAUACCGGUAGCUACGGACCAUAUGGAAAUGGAGGCGGGACUCGUUUUCGAAGUCCGCUACAGAGCAAUGGUAGUAUUGUCGGCUUCUUUGCCAAUGCUGGAGACGUGAUUGACGCAAUCGGUAUCUAUUUUAGCCCAGAGAGGGAUACAAUCAAACAGAAGGUCGAAGGAGGUUCUGGGAUUUUACAUGGUAUGGCCAACAUAAUGUUUGAUGCUUCGAGAGAAAGGGUGGACAUAAAAUCUGAAUCUAAUGUCCUGGAGCAUACACUACUUGAUGAAAGCGUGGAGCCAACGAAUCUGCCGCUAGGACUUUUACAACACAUCACUGAGGAUUUUGCUGAUGCGCGACAAAUUGGUCGUGGUGGAUUCGGAAUCGUUUACAAGGGUGAUCUUCAAAACGGGAGCGUUGCUGUUAAAAGACUUCUGAACAGCCAUACAAUCGAAGAGGAGUCAUUUUAUCGCGAGGCUACUUUCCUGAUCAGUGUUAAACACAAAAAUAUAGUACGGUUACUAGGUUACUGUGCCAAUACAGAGAGUAAAGCGAUGAUAAAUCCAGAACCAGGGGAAACACCAAAGUUUAUUUUUGCAGAGAUAAGAGAAAGAUUACUUUGCUUCGAGUAUAUCAACAAAGGAAGCCUCGACAAAUAUCUUACCGAUGAAUUAAGGGGACUUAAAUGGCAUACCCGUUACCAAAUUAUUAAAGGAAUUUGCAGCGGCUUGGAGUAUCUUCAUAAGGAAAAGGGUAUUAUUCACAGGGAUCUUAAACCUGCCAAUAUACUGCUUGAUGAUCUUAUGGUACCAAAAAUAACAGAUUUUGGUAUAUCAAAACUACUCGAUGGAGUAACACACAUUGUCACUAGUAACUCCGCAAUUUCACUUGGGUAUUGCGCUCCGGAAUUCAUAAAGCAUGGUCAGGUGUCAAUCAAGUCAGAUAUAUUCAGUUUGGGAGUUAUAAUUACAGAACUCGUAACUGGAUGUAAGGGCAACCUUGACAUUCAAAAUGUACUUAGAAGGUGGAGGUACAGGUGGAAUAAAUCAGUGAAUUAUCCACUAUUUGGAUACCAGCAGGUAACUAAAUGCAUUGAAAUAGCGCUAAAGUGCUUGUUAGACUCUCCAAAGAAGAGGCCUAAAAUAUCAGAUAUAGUCAGUAUGCUUAAUGCAUUGGAAAAUACGAAUGAGCACAUUAACAAUGUUGGUGACUCGCUAGUUGGCCCGAUAAGCCCUUACCCGUGGGAGCUGCUUGAGUUUGAUAGGCUUGAGCUGAAUUUUCCCUUCGAGAUAAACAAGCCGAUACCGUGUUCACUUCAGCUAACCAACAUAACCAAUGAUUAUGUUGCCUUUGAUGUCGAAAUGACAGGCUCACUGCAAUACUGCAUAGAGCCGGAGAAAUGUGUUGUGCCGCCACGAUCCAAGUGCAAUAUCAUGGUAACACUGCAAGCGCAAAAGAGGGCGCCACAUUAUGCGGUGCGUCUCCGUGAAUGAGGGCCUCGGUGCUGAGGACGAGUUCUUCAUUAUGCGGUGCGUCUCCGUGAAUGAGGGCCUCGGUGCUGAGGAUAUCAACAUAGACAUGUUCAAUGAGGAGUCGGGUAAAGAGGUCGAUGAGGUGACCUUGAAGGUUGUUGUUAUUACAGAAUUAUUGGUGAACUAAAUUGUGAUUGACAAUUACAAUCUCCAUGCCAAAACAGACUCCAUCCAAAUGUGACAUAAAUCCUCUUUUACAUGUGUGUGUAACAGUUUAUCCAAUUAAUAAAAGAU